Molecule: messenger RNA, 822 nt
Organism: Chironomus riparius
Lineage: Eukaryota; Metazoa; Arthropoda; Insecta; Diptera; Chironomidae
Source: the annotation of a GenBank genome assembly
AUGAAAUUAUUAAUUUUUGUGUCCCUAAUUUUGUACACGACGGCUUCAAUCCAGCCAACUAUUGACAGAAAUCCAAGAAUUGUUGGUGGUAGUGAUGGACAAAUUGAGGAAUUUCCAGGACUGGUAGCUAUUAUUCAUUUAGGAUACAACAUGCAAUGGUGUGCUGGAACUUUAAUUAGUGAACAGUGGAUUCUUUCAGCUGCACAUUGCUACAUUCAUCCAAGUAAUUUCACAAUUGAGUAUUCAACAUCAUAUCUACAAGAAACCAGACCAGGAGCUAAGCAUGCAGCACCAGAACUUUUUAUGCAGCAUGAAAAUUAUAACGAAAACCAACUUACUUUUGAUGUUGGAUUAAUUAAGCUACUAGAACCAUUAAAUACUGGAAUUCACUCUCCAUUCUCAAGGCUUGCAAUGCCUGGAAGUUACUAUCAAACUGGUACUUUAGCAACUGUUGCAGGUUGGGGAGUUUGGGACUUACUAAAUUACACUAUGCCUCAUUUGCAAAAAGCUGAAUUAGAGAUUUGGCAUUAUAGAGAUUGCCAAGAAGCACAUAAAUAUAAUCCGUAUGAAUUGAAGGUUCAUUCCCAUCAAAUUUGUGCUGGUCUUCCUGAUUGGUCUAAGGCUGAAUGUAAUGGUGACUCUGGUGGACCACUUUACGUUCAUGGAGUCCAAGUUGGAAUCGUGUCAUGGUCAGUCAAGCCUUGUACAGUUGCUGAAUUCCCUGGUGUCUACACAGAUGUGAGUUUCUUCAUUCCAUGGAUUCAAGAAAAGACCGGGCUUGAGUUUCAGUUGCAGAACUUCUUGAUAUGGAAGAAAAAUUAA